AACUAAAACUAGAUUCAUUUCAUGCACUGAAAAAGACGGGUUUGACGCCUAAAACAAAUAUCGGAAGUGAAGGAAGAAUUUAGUGAGUUCAUUGGAUAAAAGUAUGAAGUUUGUACAGAGAGUAUCUAUGUUAGUUUUGUGGUUAUUUACCUUAGUGUUUUAUAAUAAGACAGUGAUAGUUUCCUUUUCGACUUACCAUCAAACAAUGUAUAACAGCUUUGAUAAAACGUUAGCGUACGCUACGCAGAAAUUACAAUACGUAACGGAGAAAGUAACAUAUGUUACGGAGACAAUGGUAUACGCUAUGAAGAAAACACAAACCGAAAAUCCGAAAAUACCAUUAUUUCAUGGAAGAAAUAUAUCGACGGAGUUUGAGAGCUAUUACACCAAUGCUUCUGCUGCUGAACUUAUGGACCCAUUUAUCAAUCAACAUCGCUACGAACUAUUGAUAAAUCAAAAUCUGAAAUGCAAAGGGAAAAAUAUUUUUCUUUUAGUUUUUAUACAUGUGGCGCCGGGAAAUUUUGCUGAACGAAUCUUGAUAAGAUCUACGAUUGGAACCGUUUUAAGUUUUCAGAAUAGACGCAUUGAACAUGUAUUUGUGCUUGGCAAAACUGAAAACAUAACACUUCAAAAAGAAAUCCAACAUGAAAGUAGAAAAUACAUGGACAUAAUUCAAGGUAAUUUCAUAGAUUCAUACAGGAAUUUAACAUAUAAACUUGUCUUUAGUUUAUUUUGGGUGAAUAAUUUCUGCAAUAAUGCGAAAUUCGUCAUCAAGAUGGACGAUGAUAUUACAAUCAAUAUCCCACUCCUAGUACCAUACUUGACAGAGAAGCUAAAUGCUGGACAAGCAUCAAAUGUUCUGGAAUGUAAAACAAUAACUGAAAAUGUUCCGGUUCGUGACAUGAACAAUAAAUGGUUUAUAACACUGGAGGAAUAUCCGUUCACAAAGUUUCUCCCAUAUUGUGCAGGACACAGUUCUUUGAUGUCAAUUGACGUUGUAAGAAAAAUGUACAGAGCAUCAAAGAAUGUACCUUAUUUAUGGCUAGAGGAUGUUUAUGGAAGUGGAUUUUUAUCUUUGCUCUUAAAGAUAAAUAUGUUUAUGCCGACAUUUUAUGUUGAACCUGUGAUAAGUAGUUUACAUAGUCAGCCAUGCAGUUUAUUUUAUUUGAAUAUUUUAAAAAAUGAUACGAAUUCAUUAGAAAUGUGGAAUACUAUAACAACAUUUGAAAACAGACUAAACUGUUCAAUUUCAUUUUAAAUAUGAAUGAGUUUUACUGUAAGUUGUGUUUUGUGUUUGUUUUGUUUUUUUACAUUGGCUAGGGGUAUAGGGGGAGGGUCGAGAUCUCAAAAAAGCAUGUUGAACCACGCAACAUUUUUGCGCCUGUCCCAAGUCAGGAACCUCAGGUUUUUUUAGUCUUGUAUGAUUUUCAAUUUUUAAUUUACUUGUGUGUAAUUCGGAGUUAAGUAUGAACCAGUAUACAUAUUUGUUUAGGGGCCAGUUGAAGGACUCCUCCGCUUGCGGGAGUUUCUCGAUGCAUUAAAAACCCAUUGGCGUAACUAGGUUAUUGUCUACUCUAUGGUCGGGUUGUUGUCUCUGUGGUGCAUUCCCCAUUUCCAUGCUUAAUUUUAUGAGUAUUCAUGGCAUAUUCCCCACUGGCCGUAAUCCAGGCAACAUGAAAAUAUCUCCUUGUUCAGUUAACCAGGUAACCCGGAUUCAAUGCUUAUUUAGCAUAUAAUUUAAAUAAUGUAUAUCAAAAGCAAUUCAGGUUAUAGGUAUCAAGUAUUAUAAUUAAUAUUACAUUAAGUAUAGUAAGCAACAAAUAAUACUAUAAGGUAAUUCAUUAAUACAUACAAUUCAUAUACUAUAUAGUUAUUAAAAACAAAUCUAGGAGUCUUAUAAUGAUAUUAAUUAACAUAUUAAUUUAACCAUCUUAAUUAAAGUAUGUACACAUUCAACGAUUACGAUUUUUUUCGGCAACACAUACCCCAAAAGAAAAUUAUCAAAAAAAUCCGUCAUUAUGGACAAUUCAAAUUAAUGUAAUUGCAAGCGUGUACAAACACAAAUUCAUGAUAGGCUGCCGCUAACUCGUAGAUUUUAACAUGAUAUAUGGAACAUACUAGUCCUGAAACAUAUGGCCUUAAAUUUUGUUUUAAUUUCAAAAUUUCAUACUGCUAUGUAUCCAUCAUAACUAAAUAAACGAGGCCGUUUCAAAAUAGGCCACAAACGAGCAAAAUAUCAGUAGAUUCAGUACUUACAAAAGCAAUGUACCUAUUAUAAAGAAAGAAUUAAAAUGGGUUGUGUUGUUCGUUGUACAAAAGAAGUCAACGGUUAAUAAUCAGAUCGAAAAUUCAUAAUUUGGCUACUAUAGGAAUUUAUAUUCAAAAUAAGAUUAACAUAUAUGUUUGACAGUUUGAGUGGCCGUUUUAGUCUUUGUUUUCUUCCUUAUUCAAUUUUUUGUACUUUCUUCAUUUAUUGUUCGUCUAAUAUUUGGGGAAAAGUGGGAGGGGGGAGGGAGGAUGUAAAAUAGGCUCCCUUAAUUGCUAUAUUGUCCUUUGUUCACCUUUAUUAUUGUAAGGCAUUGUUUAUUUUUUUGUUUUUAAUUUAUUAUUAUUGAUUGAUCUGCUUGUAUUCAUGAUCGUCUUAUAUUCGUUAUUAUUUUGUAUGAUUGAGUUCAACAUGUGUGUGGAAAACGAGUGCGUCCGAGUUCGACAUGUGUGCUUUUGAGUGUAACAUGCGUGUUCAGUCUUAAGUUUAUGCGGCUAUAGUUUCAAAGUAUCUAUCAAUUCUGAGAGACCGAGUCCAACAUGUUUGUAAGUCCUGUACGUCUGAGAAAGAAUGAGUGAGUUUGAUGAGAGGCAUGUGUGAG
This is a messenger RNA of Mytilus trossulus (common blue mussel), 2867 nucleotides long. Its product is annotated as beta-1,3-galactosyltransferase 5-like. The coding region runs from base 104 to 1258 and encodes 384 amino acids. NCBI's taxonomy places the organism in Eukaryota, Metazoa, Mollusca, Bivalvia, Mytilida, Mytilidae. The transcript has a single exon. Gene Ontology annotation, molecular function: hexosyltransferase activity. Gene Ontology annotation, cellular component: Golgi membrane. The record is from RefSeq and is a predicted model, not a curated record.